Molecule: messenger RNA, 1383 nt
Organism: Exophiala viscosa
Lineage: Eukaryota; Fungi; Ascomycota; Eurotiomycetes; Chaetothyriales; Herpotrichiellaceae
Product: beta-alanine synthase
Exons: 3
Coding region: 1-1383 (460 amino acids)
Molecular function (GO): hydrolase activity, acting on carbon-nitrogen (but not peptide) bonds, in linear amidines
Source: RefSeq, a predicted model, not a curated record
AUGGCAGUAAAUGGAGUCAACGGGGUCAAUGGUGUCAAUGGCAGACGGUCAAAACAUGACUUCUCUGCUCUGAAGGUGAACCAGUCCAGGUUGUUAGACGCCAUUCAUUCUGGGUGUGAAUAUGGCGCCGCUCAUCGAUAUGGAGAUCAUCCGACCGAGACGGGAAUGGCCAGACUCAGUCUGAACGAUGCGGAUAAGCAGGUCCGUGACUGGUUCAUUGCCACGACAGAAGAGUUGGGCUGCAAGACGAGUGUCGACCAGAUGGGAAAUCUCUUCGCCGUCAGACCGGGAAAGAACUCCAAAGCGCCACCAGUUAUGAUGGGCUCGCAUCUUGACACGCAGCCCACCGGUGGAAGAUACGACGGCAUUCUGGGCGUUAACGCUGGUCUAGAGGUUCUGAAAGUUCUGCACGAGAACAACGUAGAGACCGAGGGUAGUAUCGGAGUGGUCAACUGGACCAACGAGGAGGGCGCUCGAUUUCCGAUGAUGGCCGUCUCAUCAGGUGUCUGGGCGGAGGCUGUGCCUCUUGAGACGGCAUGGAACUUGGCCGAGGUAUCGCCUGACGAGCACGGACAUCAUCGCACAAUGAAGGAGGAGUUGGAGAGGAUUGGAUACUUGGGAGAGCAGAAGGCAUCGUAUAAGGCUUUCCCCAUGGCUGCACAUUUCGAGCUUCAUAUCGAGCAAGGUCCCGCUCUGGAGAUGGAGAAGAGAAGAGUUGGCGUCGUGAAAGGUGUGCAAGCCUUCAAAUGGUUCGAGAUCACGGUCAAGGGUCGCGAUACUCAUGCAGGAACGACCCCUUUCCCGGCACGCAUGGAUUCGAUGCUCUGCGCAGCCAAACUGAUCGUCGAGUCCAACCGCAUAGCGAAGGAAGCCGGUGGUCUCUCGACAACCGGCAUAUUGACUGGCCAGCCAGGUUCUAUCAACACCAUGGCUCAUACUGUCACUUUCACGCUGGACAUCCGCCACGUGGAAGACGAGAAACUUGCAGAGGUUGAGAAACAAUGCCGAGAGGCCUUCUCGAGAAUCGCCGAGAAAGAAAGUGAAAAAGGAUGCACGGUCGAGUGGAAAGAGCUAGUGGAUAGCCCUGCAGUGAACUUCCACCCUGACUGCAUUGCCGCCGUCGAAGCCAGCGCAAAGGAGGUCGUCCAAGACUUGCCCAUGACAGCAGAGGAUGGAGAGCUCUGGAGGUACAUGAUCAGCGGAGCUGGUCAUGACAGUUGCUACACGAAUCGGCGCUGUCCGACCAGCAUGAUCUUCACGGUAACGAAGGAUGGAGUUAGUCACAACCCUCAAGAGUAUUGCAGUCCCGAAGAUUGUGCAAUUGGGGCACAGGUAUUGCUCGGCGCUGUGUUGAGAUAUGACAAGACGCGCACCUUCGCUUGA